AUGGAUCGAGUAAUCCCAUUUCUACCACAUCAUUACCCGAACUUUCGGUUUGCAAGCAAGGAUGUAUCAACUUUCCUGGAAGAAUACGAGAGAAGAUGCGAAAUGGCUGGAUACAACGACCGGCAAAAAGUGUUACUGCUUCCUGACUUCUGCGAACCAACCUAUGGACGAUUGGUACAGUUGAUGAAGCCAUAUAAGGAAGCAAAAUGGGAUGAAUUCAAAGAAGAACUAGUGAGACAAUAUGCGUACAGCGACUCUGCCACCCGAACUGGAACCAGAGCAUUCCUGGCGAAAUUUGUCAAUGAAAGCCAUCAAAAAUCCUUGGAUUUCUCACUCUACUAUGCGACCUUCUCCACUUACUCGGAGGCUGCAGUGAAGAACAAGCAAAUCAGUGAGGAAGAAGUAGGAUACUAUUUCUUCCAAGGGUUAUGUUCGCAGGACCAGGAACGCAUUAUGUUUCUAAUGCCAGAGAAGGAUCGGCCAGUAGGAGACCAAAUCAACACCUUCAAAUUCCAAGAGUUGUUUGCCUUUACCCAAAAGAUGCAUGAAGAAGAAGUGGAACGGCAAGAACCAACCAAAUUGCCAAAAGGCGUGGAUCCAGAAGUGGAUAAGCUAGUUCAGGAUCUGGCUGACAUGACCCUCACAAUGAGUCAAAUUGAAAUCCUUAGUAAACACGACUACUACUCCCGGUUUCUAAGCGAGCCAACCAAUUACAUGUAUUUGGUUAGACAUAAGCUAAGAGCUGAGCCUCUAAAGAAUGAGCGAAAUGAUGGUUCAUAUAUAACCAGCCAACCACGAACCACCAAUUUCGAAAGAGAUAGCAAGUGGAACUCAUCAGGAAGAGAGUAUCGCCUGACUUGCAACAUGUGUGGAGUUGCAGGGCACCUAUUGAAGGACUGUCAGGAUUGGGUUCGAUUGCUGAAGAAUGGGUGGGCACACAGUAAAAGAGAAGAAGAUGGCCAAUGGAGAUACUUCUUUGGUCCAAGAAAUCGAAGCUUGGGACAAAUGGAUGGGAAUCCCCCUCGCGAAAGGAUAUAUGAAUGGAUUGAACCACAAGUGUUGCAGUAUUUUCAGAUCAGGAAAGAAAACCUGAACGAGGUUGCAACAUCUAUACGCUCAAAUAAGUUUGGUUUUCGACAAGACAGUAACCCUAGCUACACCAUCAUGAAAAGAGAAGAAGGAAACUCUCAGUCAGAAGGGGUGAACAGCAUUACAGGCAUGGAAAACCAUAAACAAAAAGGAACGAUAAGUCAACAUGCACAGCAGUUUGCAGAAGGAAUCCAGAACGAAAUUGUGAGCAGUGUUCAACUGAGCAAUACUCAUGUAAUGGAUGAUAGCAUACUAGGAAAUGCUACAACGUUUGCAAUUCAGAAAGGUCCGAACACGAGAGUGGAAAAGAGAGUUCUCCCAACCAAAGGAAGAGUUACAAACCGACUCCGCAAUGCAAUUGCGGAGGAGGUGGAUAUUCGCGAAGAAACACCAGCGAUGACUGAUAGUCAAGACACUCAACCAAGAGCAGCCAGUGAAGGAGCUGCAGAUCCGCUGGCAUGGCCGGUGGACAAUAGGGAUAUUGAUCAUCCCACUGCAGCAGUCAGAGAAGAGCAACCAACAUUAUCCCCAAUACCUACUGCGAAAAGAAAGGCUAAGGCAUCUGACGUAAUGCUGGAAGAUGAGCAGCUAGGGGCAUUACUACGCCAACACCCAAACCGCAUUGUGAAUUUUGCAUUGCAGCAAGAAGUUCGAGGAAUAUCUUUAGCAGAUAUCAUGUCUAACCCGCCCACCCGCAGAAUCCUAAACCGAUUAAUCAAGGAUACUGAUGAGGGUAAUGACGAAAAUCGAGAUAACAAUGCUCCUGAAACAAGAGAUACACAGUUUCAUGGUGUCAAUGCAAUUUCAGCUGUUCAAACCAAUUAUCCAGUGCUAGUAGGGCAGGUAAACACUGCUGCAAAGCAUGAAAUCAUUGGUUAUGGAGACACUUUCAAUGAACACGAACAACUCAAGAAUCAACAGAUGGUCCGGAUGGAAGACAAGAUAUCUGGAGUCGUCUUAAUUCAAGGAGAUCUUCCAGAAUGCUGGGCAGAAAUUUAUGAUUGCCGCGCAAGGUGUCUUAUUGACAGUGGUUCCAUGAUGAACGUCAUGCGAUUAUCAGCCGCAAAUGCAAUGGGUCUAGUAGUGGAUAACUUGGCAGGAGCUGACGGACCCGGAGGUUUGGUCACUGCCAAUGGCUCGGUGGAUCCUUAUGUGGGAGUGGCUAUAGAUGUGCCAAUCAAAGUUGGUUGUGUUACAAUCUACACUAGCUUUCGGAUCACAAGUAAUCUAUCAAGGUCAAUCAUAUUGGGAGCACCAUGGUGUUCCGCAUCCAGAUUACAGAUGUCAUGGACUACAAAUGGUCAAUGCAAAUGUAAAAUCACGACGGAAUGUGGAACAGGAACAGCAACUUUCAUGGCGGCGGACCCUGAGGCCAAAGAACAACAUCGUUAUCUUGCAAUUCCCAGCCCGGAAAACUAA
Aaosphaeria arxii CBS 175.79 is the source of this 2508-nucleotide messenger RNA. RefSeq lists its product as uncharacterized. The record is from RefSeq and is a predicted model, not a curated record. Lineage: Eukaryota; Fungi; Ascomycota; Dothideomycetes; Pleosporales. The coding region runs from base 1 to 2508 and encodes 835 amino acids. The transcript has 2 exons. Gene Ontology annotation, molecular function: zinc ion binding; nucleic acid binding.